UACAACAAGUAAAAAGAAUAAUUUAAGCAAAUAAGUAGAAAAAAAAUCACUGUCAAGCAAAUUUCACGCCGUAUUUAAUCUUUGCUCACUGACCGCCUCCAGCUUAAUCGCUGCUCGUCUUUCUUUCCGUUCCGUUCGUGUUCGUGUGUGUUCCGUGCUCCGGCUCCGGAUAUAGCAGCGAUCCGAUCUGAUCAGAUUCGAUUCGUAUUCGAUAUACUCGAGUCUUCCACCUUUAAGACCCGGGCUGUGUGUUCUGAAGAUCGCCGCGCGUUUGGCCUACGAUCUUAGCCAUCGAAUGCUAUCGUUGCCGUUCAUCGAUUCAGAACAGCACUCGGAACACUCGUAGAAAUUCAAAUUAAACAAAAUACAAAAAUCCCUAUCCUUAAACUCAAAUCACUUCGGCAACUCGAUAAUGAAAGUGUUGUGUGCCUGCCUAUGAAAGUGCUGCUGAAAACUUGAAAAUCACAUAGAAAUCAGUUUGAUUCUUAAGCGAAACAAAAACAGACUUAGUUUAAUCAUUUUUAAGGAUACCUUUAGCACACUAGACAACCGGCACAGUAAAAUGUCCUCAACAUUAGGCCUAAUCACAGCGCUACUCUUGGCCAGCACAGUAUGCCAGGCCCUGCCAGAUUUGCACAAACAAAUGUCGCCGGAGCAGCUGCAGUCAGUCUUCCACGUGGACAACUAUGAUGCAGUGCCCCACUAUGAGCUUGUCCAGCUGCUGCAUCACGAUGAGCACAGCCUGCGGCAGCGGCGGAGGCGCAGCAUCGGCGAGAGUCCUAAGCUCAAUGUCGCCCUGCCGCCGCAUCAUGUGAAAAAGGAUCUCAGCAAGAAUGCCUACUACAGUGAGCUGAAGCAUCAGGCCAGCAUGGCGUCAUCCGUUGGAGGAGGCGGUAACCACCUGCUUGGCCCAGAUGUCAGCUCCAUCAAGGCCCACAAUGUCUCCUUCAGUGCCUUUGGCCAGCAUCUCAAUCUCUCGCUGCGCGCCACCCAAGGACUCUUCAAGGGCGCGCCCCACCAGCUGCGCAUGUGGAGCGUCGGCAGUGAACCCAAUGCCACCCACGGCCUGGACCUGCAGGAGAUCCAGCAUGAAGAGCACCACAAAAACGAUGUGGGCGAGGUUUUCCAGGAUGAGGAAAAUAUGGCUGCAAUCUUGAUGCGGCGCCACGUCAAAACUGGUGAUUUGAUAAUGGAGGGCAGCAUUGGUCACGAUUUGGUGAUUAAACCCUUGCCGCACGAACUGAGUCCCAAUCCCGAGGAGUCGCACCACAUCAUCUUCAAGCGUGAGGCAACUGCUGCCGAAGAGCAGCUGAGUGACUUUGCCUUCAUGGAGCCCGACGAUCUGCUGGCCAGCGAGAAGCUUGAGAAGCUGCAGCGUCGCCAGCGACGCAGUGCACCCAAGAGUCCCGAUUUCGAGGAUCUCAAUGAUGAGGAUGAAGGAGCCCUCGAAACGGAACCACAGACCGCCGAGUCCCGGAUCCGGUCACGCCGCCAAGCCCCGUACAUCAUCUAUCCCGAGGUCCUGGUCAUUGUCGACUACGAUGGCUACCGGCUCCAUGGCGGCGAUAAUUUGCAGGUCAAACGCUACUUUAUCUCAUUCUGGAAUGGCGUGGAUCUAAGAUAUCGCCUGCUGAAGGGACCCAGAAUACGCAUCAGCAUUGCCGGCAUUAUCAUUUCACGAGGUCGUGAUGCCACACCCUACCUGGAGCGUAACCGAGUGGGACGAGAUGCCAUUGAUUCAGCCGCUGCCCUUACGGACAUGGGAAAGUAUCUGUUCCGGGAACGACGUCUGCCCGUCUACGAUAUUGCCGUGGCCAUAACCAAGUAUGAUAUGUGUCGCAGGCGUAAAGGAGGUCGUUGCACCAAGGGCACAGCGGGCUUUGCUUACGUCGGCGGCGCAUGCGUGGUGAACAAGCGACUGGAGAAGGUGAACAGCGUGGCCAUUAUCGAGGACACCGGCGGCUUCAGUGGCAUCAUCGUGGCUGCCCAUGAAGUGGGACAUCUGCUGGGAGCGGUCCAUGACGGUUCACCGCCGCCCAGCUACUUGGGCGGACCGGGUGCCCAGCGUUGUCGCUGGGAGGAUGGCUACAUCAUGUCCGAUCUGCGUCACACGGAGCGAGGUUUCAGAUGGUCAGCCUGCACUGUCCAGAGUUUCCAUCAUUUCCUCAAUGGAGACACUGCCACCUGCCUGCACAAUGCCCCGCAUGAGGACAGCGCCUUGGGUAGAUCGCUGCCAGGAACUUUACUCUCACUGGACGCCCAGUGCCGCAGGGAUCGGGGUACUUACGCCUGCUUCAAGGACGAGCGAGUGUGUGCUCAGCUUUUCUGCUUCGACGCCCAGACAGGAUACUGUGUGGCCUACAGACCAGCGGCUGAGGGUUCGGCCUGCGGUAAUGGUUAUCACUGUCUGGAUGGUCGCUGCACACCACUGCCUUCCAAUAUUAUUCCCGAUUAUGGACACAACUAUCGUUUAGUAUACAAUAAACUCAACAACAAGAAACAAGAUGCAGAGGAGGAUAUUGAAAAUAGUAGUGAGGAGACCGAUUCGCAAGAGGAUGAGACUGAAAAUGCGAAUGAGAACGAGAACGAGAGUAAUGAGGAGGAGCAGGAUGAGGGCAACACUAGUAGCGAGGAGCAGGAGGCCAAUCGGCAGGACAACAAGAUCGAGCAGAGCUCUGCUGCUGCCGGUGGCUCUGCUGCUGCAACGACCACGACCACGACCACCAUUAGGCCCAAAUCGAAAUCCUUUGGCUAUCUGCAUCGCAUUCUGCCCGAAAAUCGUGUCCUGGUCCAGACGAGCAUCAGCAGCAGCGUCAGCAGCAGCAGCGGCAGCAAUUCCGUUGCUCCCUCAGCCACUUCAACAACACCCAAACCGACAACAACAACCACACAAACACCGAACCUAUUCCAAAUCUAUACACACGAAUUACGCAAACAAAUCCAAUACUAUUUACACAUGCUACAGACACAACAACAUGCAACCAAAUUGCAACCAGAACAACAGCAACAGCAGUCACAACAACAACAGUCGAUAGUCGAAAUACCCUUGGUACAGAAACAAAAACGCCUUACAAAUUAUAGUGUAACCAGCAGCACCAGCACCAGCAGCAGCAGCAGCAACACGAAACCGAACAGCAACAAGGACGAGCAGCAGCAGCAGCAACAUCGGCAGGAGCAACAUCAUCAGGACGGCCUGCCCGAUGAGGAGAACGAAGCAACUGCCGGCAUUCAGAGCAAUGAAGCGAUUGAGCGGCAAAAACUGGUUAACUGGAAGCUGUUUCCGUUCUAGUGAAAGUGCAAUGCAGCAACAUUUGGGGAACGUUUGGAGCUGGCACGCGUCGACGUCACUGCCAUCGAAAUUGGACGAGGAAAUGUUUGCAGUUAAAAAGUGUUUUUAGCUAGAAUUUAUUACUAUUAUUAUUUCGUAUGAAAAACUAUUGAUUUGUUGUUAGUUCUAGCCGCAACUAAUUUAAAAUAUACUCUGUUAAAAGCAACACAAACAACAAUAGCAAUGUUGUUACGUUCAGUACAUGCAUAUAUUAUGUAAUGAUAAUUUUUGUAUAAUUUAAUUUAAUGCAAAUUCUUGUAAAAUAGUACAUAUUAUUCUGUAAAAAGUUCAUCUACACACACAUGUACACCCACACCCAAACACACACACACACCCACACACCUUUUGGCGGACAACCUAAAUUAUUCUUUGAGCCACAAAUCAAUCGAAAGGAAAACCAAUAAUUAUCCCAAUUUCCAAUGUGAUAAACAUAUGUAAUUUGUACUCUUUACUAAACAAACAAAAACAAAACAAAAAAAAAAAACAAAAUAUUUAUAAUUUUCUUUUAGAAAAUUGCUUGAAAGGUGGAGAAUCGUUCAUUUUACUUACCUUGCCGCACUUUGCCUACAAGAAAACUUAAAAUAUUCAUUUCAUUAUUGUAUUAUCAAUUGUUAGAAGUCUAAAUUCUAAAUAAAAAACAAUCAUUACUCUAUAUUUACCUAGCCUAAUGCUCUCUCUUUUUAUAUGACAACAAAAAUGUGUAAUAGCUAAGUUUUAGUUGUAGUUAACUGAACAUCGUAUAAUAAAUGAAACUGUAAAUUUAUCACACACA
Molecule: messenger RNA, 4100 nt
Organism: Drosophila serrata
Lineage: Eukaryota; Metazoa; Arthropoda; Insecta; Diptera; Drosophilidae
Gene: sona
Product: sol narae metalloprotease
Biological process (GO): membrane protein ectodomain proteolysis
Molecular function (GO): metalloendopeptidase activity
Source: RefSeq, a predicted model, not a curated record